GCCGUGAAUGUGAGCAAGAUAUUCAUUUAGUUAGUGCUGUGACUUCGUUGGGACGGUACAAGUUAUAUUUACUGUCCGAUAUCCGCAUUUCGAUAUGUCGCGCGUUUAUCACCCAUCGAGUCAUGUUGUCGAGAAAUCACGGCUUUCUUCGUUCAAUAAAUAUAAAGAGAUGCACAAAAAAUCACUGGAGCAGCCUGAGGAAUUCUGGUCCGAAAUAGCCAAAGAUUUUUACUGGAUGACGCCUCAUGAGCCCGGGAAGUUUUUAUCAUAUAAUUUUGACAUUAAUAAAGGAGACAUUUUCGUCAAAUGGAUGGAAGGAGCGAAAACAAAUAUUACUAUCAAUAUAUUAGAUCGGAAAGUAAGGGAUGGCUUUGGAGACAGAAUCGCUUAUUAUUGGGAAGGCAACCAUCCUGAAGAUUACAGUCGCAUUACGUAUAAGAAGCUUCUGGAACAAGUGUGCAAAUUCGCAAACAUGUUACGAAGCCAUGGAGUUGGGAAAGGCGACAGAGUUUCAAUUUAUAUGCCGAUGAUUUUGGAAACAGCUGUCUGCAUGCUGGCGUGUGCUAGAAUUGGAGCUAUACAUUCAGUUGUAUUUGCAGGAUUUUCAUCGGACUCUUUGGCUGAGCGCAUGUCGGAUUGUAAGGCGAAAAUCCUUGUGACAGCCGAUGGUGCCUGGCGGGGUGAGAAGCUCCUAAUCCUUAAGAAUACCUGUGAUGAAGCCAUGGAGAAGGCCAGAACCAAGCUUAACCAUACUGUAGAAAAGUGCAUAGUUGUCGCACACCUAGACAGGGUUACCCCUUGUGGACCUAUCAGCGAUGACGUCAGAACUUUGUAUAAGUGGAACGACGGCGUCGACUUGUGGUGGCAUGAGGUAAUAAAAGAUCAGUCAAUCAUUUGUGCUCCAGAAUGUAUGGACGCAGAAGACCCGUUGUUUAUGCUAUAUACAAGUGGGUCUACCGGGAAACCGAAGGGCGUUCUGCAUACGACUGCGGGUUAUCUCCUGUACGCUACGGCUACGUUUCGAUACGUGUUCGAUUAUGAUGCCAAGGAUAUUUACUGGUGUACGGCUGAUGUUGGCUGGAUCACGGGUCACACCUACGUCGUGUAUGCGCCGCUUGCAAAUUGUGCUACUUCAGUUAUGUUUGAAGGAACACCGUUUUACCCAGAUAAUGACCGCUACUGGGAAGUGGUAGAGAAGUAUAAAGUGACCCAGAUGUACACAGCGCCUACUGCCAUUAGAUCGCUCAUGAAAUUCGGCGAACAGUAUCUAGCCAAACACGAUUUGACAAGCUUGCGAGUGUUGGGCAGUGUGGGGGAGCCAAUUAACCCGGAGGCAUGGUAUUGGUAUUACAACCUGGUUGGAAGCGGCAGAUGUUCCAUUGUUGACACGUUUUGGCAGACUGAGACGGGUGGUCACGUCCUCACUAGUUUACCCGGCGCUACUCCUAUGAAACCCGGAGCAGCUGGUUUUCCAUUCUUUGGAGUAGAGCCAAUCAUUUUGGAUGAAAACGGAAAGGUGAUUGAAGGCCCUGGUGAGGGCUACCUGGUCUUCUCCCGCCCAUGGCCUGGCAUAAUGCGCACCUUGUACGGAGACCACGAACGUUACCAAAAAGUAUAUUUCUCCAAGUUUCCAGGAUAUUACUGCACCGGCGACGGUGCUAGGCGCGACGAAGACGGAUUUUUGUGGGUAACUGGUCGUAUCGACGAUAUGCUGAACGUUUCUGGUCAUUUGAUGUCCACAUCUGAGGUCGAGAGUGUUCUCACUGAAGACACCAGAGUCUCCGAGGCCGCAGUUGUAUCCAAGCCUCAUCCUCAAAAGGGAGAAUCUCUGUAUUGUUUCAUUAUCCUUAACGAAGGAGUAUCAUUUACUCCCAAUCUUGUUAACGAUUUGAAGAAACAUAUUCGCAAUCGCAUUGGUGCCUUCGCUGCACCAGAUGUUAUUCAAUAUGCUCCUGGAUUGCCAAAAACAAGAUCAGGGAAGAUAAUGAGAAGGAUCCUCAGGAAGAUCGCAGUCGGAGAUACUGAUAUAGGCGAUACAUCAACACUUGCUGAUCCUUCCGUUGUUGAGGAGCUUUACAAAAACAGGCCCUAAAAUGUAAUCGCAACUGCCAAGCAACUGCAGUAAAUAUUUACCGUUUGCUAAAUGUUUAUAGUUUCGUAAAGUUAAUAAUAAUGCCGUUUUUGUUUGCAAACCGUCCUAUGUAUUUCAAUGCUAAUGCUUGUAAACGUAAUGUGUAGGAACAGCGCCAAAAUCUUCACCACCAUUGCGUACUUUAUAUGGUAUAGUACUUAUUACUCAUAUUAUAUAACUUAAGAUUCAGUAACUAUAUUUUAAAAUUGUGGAAAUUUAUAAUCAACUGUGUUUAUGUUGCUUUUAACAAAUAGUUAUAGUGUGUACAAUUAUUUAAGGAUGUUCAAAGCUUGAUUAAAAUGCAUUCCAGUUAAGCGAAAUCCCGCAAUUAUUGGUAAUUCGUCUUUUUUGUACCUAAUGAAAUAAUAAUGUAUUUACCUACCGAUCGUGAUUAUCCUGGGGUUGAGAGAGUUAGUAAUAAUACACGGUCAUAGUUGUUUCUUUAAUGUUAUUUAGACAUUGGAACAGACAAUGCUGACACACAUUUUAUGUUAUUAAUGAGCAAAUGUCAUUUAGGAGCAAGAUUUACUUUUUAAGGUAUGAAGGAAGGGCGCCGGUGUGCGUUGAUAGUGGUGAACAGGGUUGUGUCGCAAUAGUGGGAGGCUACUUUUCACAGAAUGCCGGCUAGAUUAUGGGCACCACAACGGCGCCUAUUACUGCCGUGAAUCAGUAAUGUGUAAGCAUUACUGUGUUUCGGUCUGAAGGGCCGUAGCUAGUGAAAUUAUAACAUCUUAUGUCUCAAGGUGACGAGCGCAGUUGAAGUCCGCUCAGAAUUUUUGAGUUUUUCAACACUGAAUUGUAAUUGGGCAGGGCGUAUCAAUAACCAUCAGCUGAACGUCCUGCUCGUCUCAGCCCUUAUUAUCAAUAAAAAAAAUUCGCUCCGCCUAAAUCGUUUUGUGUUGCGUCACGACUCAGAAAACUCAUCAUGGGGCGGAGCUUGAUACUUAAAUUCUUCUCUGAAGAUUUGCUCUUAACAAACGGCCUACCGUUAAGCCGUCUGACAAAAUGCAAUUAGUGGCAGAUGUAAAGCACCACAAAAUUUUCGCCAUCUCUCUUCACUCACUCAAAUAAAAAAAAUCAAUGUAUUUCCUGAUUUGUUAUUUUUAUAAUUAAUUUGUAGCACGUAGGAGGUAUGUAAAGUUAUUAUUAGUGCUAUAUAUUAAUUUAGACAGUUAAGAUAACUAGUUUCCCAAAUUAUAUUUAAUAAAAUAAAAAUUAUAAUUAAUUCUUUAUUUAUAAUAUUAUUAAUACUCGAAUUAUAUUGUUUCUUAUUGAAUUUCUAGCUUAACGUAAAACGUAAAAUAUUUUUUAAUUAUUAUACUGUCCAUUUAUAGAUUAUGUCCUGGCAUAGUCUUAUAGGAGGGUUCUCUUAAGAUAAAUCAUAACAUUCAGAUGUUUCUCUUGUUGAAAAAGUCAAGGAAAAUUAUUACAUAAUUCCCUGACUGUAUUUGUUGAGUUUUUUUUUUCGAGAACUCAUGAGCUCAUGUUUAUGAUCAUUCAGCGGUGAUGAGUUAUUCAUCAGGUGAUACGCUUUCUCGAUUGGCCUCGUAUUUAUUUAAAAAAUGAGUCUGAAAUGCCAAUAUGGUAUUCUGGUGGGAUUCCUCUUUAAAGUAUUCAGUGGAACGCAAUAAUUAUUGUGUUCUAUGCAUGUUGUUAUUAUGCAAUUAGGAAGACAUGUUUAAACUUGUCAAAUAAUUGAUUAAACAAUACAACGCUCAAAGCAAAUGAAACGAAAAUCUUUCUAGAUAUUGAUGACUGGUAUAAUCUGAUAUAAAACUACUUUGGUAUUAUUACUACUAGUUUAUUAUUAUUAUUUAUUAUUAUUAUUAUCUAAAUAAUGCCAGCUUUUAUAAAACUAGGUUAAAUUUUACGCACAUUAUAAUUACUUAUUAUUUAUAUAAAGGCAAUUCUGUUAAUUUGUACAAAUAAUUUUAGUUACAUUAUUAUUAAAGAUUGGUUUUAUUUAAGUAAAAUGCUGUUGAUAUUACAUUAAAAUUUCAUUUAUACUCUGUUGCAGAUCUCACAGAAAAUGUGAUAACGAAUGACAGGAACAUAUUUUUCUUUUGUAUGAUUUUUUAUUGAGUUUGUUAUAGAAAGAAAUAAAUUUAUUUCUUUGAUGUUGUUGUAUUAUUUUAUAUUUAAAAAGUCCUGUAUACCUAGUAUCUGCAACGGAAUAUCUUUAGAAAAUAAAAAAUACGUAAUAUGUAGAUGAAUUAGUAUUGGUGUCUAUAAUGAUAUAACAGUAGUAAAACUAAACUUGCACCUGUCUUUAGAUAAAUGUGUCAAGUUAGAAUAAGAAUUUUAUAAGUAGUCUGGCCAUAAACAAAAUAUUACAACUAAAAACUUUUAUUAUUGUUCUGUUCUCAAAUUUGAAGGCAUUUGUCACCAGUACGUUGAAGCUCUCCCAUUAACUUCAACACUUCCAUCCUAUUUCGAAGACUACUGUUAUACCAAAGGCCGUAAAUCUAUAUUCGCUGAAGCAAACAACAAGGUGAUGGUCAGUUUCUUUAUAAAAUUUCUAUAGCAAGCACUGUUUAACUUUCACAUAGAAACGGUUCAAAGGACCAUAAAUUCCUAAGAGGCCUAUCGAUCAAUCCAAGGUUGGCCAUUUCGAUUAUAAUUUAUUUUUAUUUCAUUACUUAAUAAAAAUUAGACUCACUUUUAUUUGUUACAGAUAAUAUGGUCAGACUGUUAUCAAUGUCUCAUUUAGAUUUUAUGUAAUAACAUAAUGAUAUUUUAUGUAUACGUGUUAAGCUGUCAAAUGUGAUCAGUGUGAAAAAGUACAUAUCAUUAAAACGUGAUAUUAUUCCAA
This is a messenger RNA of Leptidea sinapis, 4943 nucleotides long. RefSeq names its product acetyl-coenzyme A synthetase (gene AcCoAS). The transcript has 9 exons. Gene Ontology annotation, molecular function: AMP binding; acetyl-CoA synthetase activity. The coding region runs from base 95 to 2092 and encodes 665 amino acids. The record is from RefSeq and is a predicted model, not a curated record. Lineage: Eukaryota; Metazoa; Arthropoda; Insecta; Lepidoptera; Pieridae.